Messenger RNA from Sycon ciliatum, 2735 nucleotides. Its product is annotated as tricarboxylate transport protein, mitochondrial-like. Gene Ontology annotation, cellular component: mitochondrion. The transcript is spliced from 9 exons. NCBI's taxonomy places the organism in Eukaryota, Metazoa, Porifera, Calcarea, Leucosolenida, Sycettidae. Bases 431 to 1378 code for a protein of 315 amino acids. The record is from RefSeq and is a predicted model, not a curated record. Gene Ontology annotation, molecular function: citrate secondary active transmembrane transporter activity. Gene Ontology annotation, biological process: mitochondrial citrate transmembrane transport.
CGGUGGACGUGUGAGGUUUGAGAGUUUGUAAGUCGUGGCAUGGCCUUGCCCUUGGGCCGGUGGCAGAUAGCCCUCGUGAGGGUGGGCACUUGCGGCAAAGCAAAUUUUUGAUCAUCUCUUUGACAUCAGAUCAGAACGCCAAGCAUGCCAGCAAGUAGAAUCUACUCAUGAAGUAAAGUUGUCAGCAUCAAGUCGUAGAUUUACAUGACUCUCUGUACUAUUUCAUUCGCGCUGAUUGCUGAUUUAUGCUUCCACUCUCUGUAUCUUUCCCGGUCACUCGUCAACGAAGCAAUACAUGUACUCGACAGAGAGUCGCUUCCCCAGUGUUCACCAGCUAAUAUUUGGAACAUCCAGUCAUUUCAGUUCUGGUGGCAGUUUGCGUGGGUUAAUCAAAAAGUUUCUUUUGUAAGUAGUCAAAGGAUAGCUGACCAUGGAUUGUCAACAACGAUGCCGCCACUUUUCCGCUGCAAGUCCUACGAAGUCUGCAAAGGCUAAAGUACCUCCAGGGAAGGCCAUUCUUGCCGGCGGAAUUGCUGGUGGAAUUGAAAUCAUGAUAACCUUCCCAACAGAAUACGUGAAAACUCAGCUUCAAAUCGACCAAAAAGAAGGCACUCGACUGUACAAGGGUUCAAUUGAUUGUGUACGAAAGACAAUCAAUGAACAUGGGUUUCGUGGUCUCUACCGAGGUCUGGAUAUCCUCCUGUAUGGCUCUAUUCCCAAAUCAGCUGUAAGAUUCGGUGCAUAUGAAACUGCGAAGAACCUAUUUUUUCCUGGCAAGGAACGGCUAAAUAAGAUGCAGUCCAUGACUUGCGGCCUUACAGCUGGUAUGCUAGAAGCUAUCUUUGCCGUCUGUCCUAUGGAGACGAUCAAGGUACGCUUUAUUGAUGAUCGACGGAGAAAGUUGCCUGACAAGCCUCGUUUCAAAGGCUUCUUCCACGGAGUGUCUCUAAUCGUCAAAGAAGAAGGUUUCCGUGGUGUCUACAAAGGCUUAGUGCCGACAAUGAUAAAGCAAGGAAGCAACCAGGCCGUGCGCUUUGUCAUCUACAAUGGCCUCAUGCAGUGGCUGCAGGGUGCUGAUGUGGACAAAACCAUUGGAAUAUUCCCGACUUUCAUCUGUGGUGGUACUGCCGGUGCAUGUAGCGUGCUAUUCAACACACCUGUCGAUGUUAUCAAGACACGGAUGCAGAUGAAUGAUACACAUCGCUAUCGCAACUGGUGGCAUUGCGCAACGUCCAUCUACCAAUAUGAAGGCUUGCGCGCGUUUUAUCAAGGCAUUGGUCCACGGAUGGCACGUGUAGUGAUGGAUGUCGGACUGGUGUUUGUCCUCUAUAGUCGUACUAUCAUGGCGCUCAAUUAUAUGUUCCCAAGUUGGAAAUGAGAUAUCUCCAAGCUAGACCUGGUCGCAUGUGUUGACUGCGAGUCUUAUGGCUAGAACCAGCUACCGAUCACUGAUCAGUGUGAUCAGUGCCUGGUCUUUAAUGUGGUGAGUUUCAGGCAAGAUAGCAACAGGAGCCAUAAGGAACUCCGCCAUCAACUGUGUCGUCUUCGAUCGAUACCUUCCUCUUUAGCCGCACGCUCUAUUUUUUAUAUUGACUGGCGCUGUGAGUCCCAUCCUCUGCUGGCCUCAUUGUCAGCAUCUACAUCCUCUGCUGUAGCAAUCCCUCUUUGUCAGCACCUGCAUCCUGAUCUACAACAUAGUGAGGUGGCUGUAAUCUGUAGCUCAGCUCCGCUGGCUAAUAUUUGCCAGUACACUGGUCAACCUUCUCUCCCCCCCCCCCCUCCCUCACUCCCAGUUCCUAUUGACCUGUGGCUGUGUGUGUAGACAGCAAUGGGAGCUGCUACCGAUACAGCAGUUGGACUGACAUGCUGGAUGUGCAAUAGUGCACAUGAACACACGCACGUCUCUUCUAGAAAUUAUUAGUUCAGAGCAUGUUAGACUUCAACCAUUGCCAACCAUGUCAAUACCUACUCCCGAUUGGAUCAUGAUCAAUUCAUCAGACUCUUGUCCUAGUCUAGUAUUAAUUUUAGUGUUUUUUGUGUAGAAGCCAAUACCUUUAAAUCAUGGAACAUCUUUUAUAAAACUGAAACCACAUUAAUCUCUCCCUGCGCCGCAUCUAGUCUGGGUUUCAUGAUUCAUUAGAAAACAUACCUGUCCAGCCGUUUACCCUUGUCAACGUCUCAUUCUCACUUUCCGUUCAAUAUUAUUACUCGCAUGCUCAUCUCUUCACGGUGCAUAUGCGCAUGUGCAUGUAUUUAAUCUUGGCGAAACUUUAUCUUGUCAAAUCCUUUCCGCCAAACACCCUUUCUUUACAUCCAUUACUUGCAAUUUUCAAAAUUUAUUUUGAGGCUGCUAUCUCCGUAUCUUUUGUUUGUUGGCAUCUGAUAGAGAUGCCUGGCAGUCACACUGUGCAUCGACUGCUUACGCAGCUGCAUAAUGCCGUUUAUUAUUAUUAUUUUUAUUUUUUUACUAUUAUUAUUUUCGGCAACGCAGAUUAUGAUGAUGGUGAUCUCCGUACGAGGGAUGCAGUCUGCUUGUAACAGCUUGUUCUGCAUUUUCCCUUCGCCCUCGACCCCAGAUGUUGCACCAUCCUCCCAGGUGUUAUUUUCAAUAAUUUGACCUCUUCACGCUAGCACGCAAGCCAGAAUUCCAUAGCGCUAUAGCAGGCUCUAAAGCCACACCAGCUCUGUGAAACAGGGACAGGGAAAUGCCGUGUGAUAAAAGUUCAGAAAAGAAA